AUGGACCUAGCGCACAUUCGCUACAGCGUCGUCAAAUUUCUGUUAUUCUUUUGCCUAACAGCCCUAAUUGUCUUCCUAAUACUGAACCCGAACAUUGCAAAGCCUCCGGACGAAAUGUUCAUUCAAAGUGACGUCAUCAUAAAUCGAGGAAAAGGUGAGAAAUCUCCGGAAUCCCCGAACAAACUGGAUUUGAUGGAGAAUGAGGCCAUGGAAAACGUUGUGAAUUCGAAUGAAGAUCCGAUUUUUGGCCAGAAAAAGGAUAAGGACCGGGUUGAUAAAGUUGACGCGACAAAACAAUCUGUAGCCGAAAAAAUUUUUACUCGGUGAGUUGAAAAGCCUUGACAUGUCUUUGCAACGUGCGGUCGGCAUCACGAAAUGUCUUUGCGCGACAACUUGGUCCGAAGAGGAGCCCUAACGAAGAGGACACCUUGACGAAAAAGAUGUGACAAAUUAGACCAAGGUGGAUUUUUUACGAGUGAUUUUUUCGGGUUGCCAUUGGUUUGCUAAAAAAAUAUUCUCUGAUAGAAACAUCCGCCUUGUCCCCCUUUACCAUACCACUUUUCGGCAGAGCCAAAAAAUCAUUCUUAAAAAGUCCGGCUUGCUUCCCUCUUACCAUACAAUUUUUUCACCUGGGUCCCACGUCAAUCCAAAAUAAAAAUAAAAAUCCCGCCCCUUUUUGGUGAUUCGUUCAAAACGAAAUGUCACUAUCGAAAAAACGCAUUUUCUUAUCUUUCUUCUUUCUUUUCGAGAAAAAGCAAUUAUUUCGGGCGAGAAAAGGUGCCGAUAACUUCACGACAUUUCGUCUCUCUUUUAAAUCAAUGAAAACGAUACGAAGUUUCGAAACAGUUCAGGAAAUGCGCUGGAUUGACGUGGGUCCCCUAUAUUCGCCCUGGUGCCCUCUUCGCAAAUCAACUAUUUUGUACUGUGCGUGGUCGGCGUGGACAGUGCAAUUCGCCUCAUUGCGCCUUGCCGCGACGCUCACGCAGCAAAGGCAUAUCAAGAAUUUUGGACCAUAUUUAGCAAAAGUACCCAGAACAUUGAUGCCACAACCACCUCCAAAGGCAAUGCAGAAACAACGAAGAAAUUAAUGGUAGCAACCACUGAAAAGCCAGAUACGACGCUAAGCAGAAUGACAACCGAUGCGACUGCUACAAAAACAGUUACAAAGGCAAUGACACCGGCCAUCAAUUCGACAAAAAAUUCGAGUGGUAGGUUUUUCCCCGCCGUUAUUUUUCCGGCCGACUGAUACAGGGUGGGGCAUCUUUGUGGCUUGAUUUGAAUUGGCUAUAACUUUUUUGGUUUUUGGCCAAAUCUUAAAAUUCUGUUUUUUCCUUGAUCCUCAGACUGUCCCCAUUUUGUUUAAUACCAAAUUUGUUAUAUAUAUAUAUACAUACAUAUAUAUAUAUAUAUAUAUAUAUAUAUAUAUAUAUAUAUAUAUAUAUAUAUAUAUAUAUAUAUAUAUAUAUGGGAUUUCCUUGUGAAUAAUGGAAAUUAGAGCUUUUUGUUUGUAAUAGUUAAUUUUUGAUGUAGGAUAAUAAAUGGGUAUAACAUAUGUGGUACUAAACAAAAUGGGGACCUCUGGGUAUUCAGGGGAAAAAGAGUUUAAAGAUUUGGCCAAAAACUGAAAAAGUUAUAGCCAAUUCAAAUCGGGCCUGUAUUUUUUUCUCUUCAGAAACUUCCAACGAAGUCCGCCAAUCUCCACUGGAGGUCUCCAAAAACUUUACCCGAAUGAUACUGGCCAGCCAGCCCAAAUCGGCCAACUCCACCCAACUCCGCUCAAAACGAAAGCCGGAGGUAAAAAUCACCGAGUUGAUGGACAGAUACGCGUCGGGCGCGCUCCGAAUCGACGACCUGAUGGACAUUCUGGAGGGCUCUUCGCCCUCGACCGACGACGAAGAGGCGAUUGUCGAGAAGCCGGAGGCGGUUUUGGAGUUCGAAAAGGACUUGAAUUUCACACAAGUCGAGAUGGAGUUCAAAAAUUUCCGACUGAACUUUAGCAUGACGACAAAUUUGGAGAGCGACUGCGAAAACGCGACAGCGAUCGUGAUGAUCAUGUCGACGGGCGCGAAAAACGAUUACUUUCAACGACUGCUCAUACGGUACACGUACUUGGGAAAGGUAAAAAAAUUUGUCCAGAUGGCGUGUUAUCGGUCUGUCGGGAAAAUAAUGAGCAUGUGUCGCAGCGAAAAAUGUGAUCGAUGCCGAGAAAAUGAAUUGUGUCGCGGAAAAAAUCAAAUUGCUUUUCACUUCAGCGACGCGAUCGGUAAGAACAUUGUGCUCAUUAUUUUCCCGACAGACUGAUAAAAAAAUUCGUAGAGGCUUGAUCGCGGGGCCGCACCGUGCAAAAAACAUCUUGCACUGUGCAACCGAAACAUUUCCCGGAAAAAAUUUCAACGCUGUCGCUGCGACGCGUCGAUGAAUAAAAAUGCACAGUGCAAAAAUUGUCCGAAAAGCCCGCAACGUUUGCUCAUUAUUUUCCCGGCGAUCCUUUGCGUCCCAACUUUUCGGAAGGGUCGACACAAAAUAGAUCGAUACGGGGGCGUAGGGCAGGUCGAUACUCAAAAAAAGGUUGUAAGAAGUGCCUACAAAUCCCGGCAAAGCCGUUGAAUGGUCGGCGGACUCUCGGCGAACGUUCGGCGAAGACUUGCAAUAUGUCGCCUUUUUCUAAUUUUAGCUAUACUAACGUUAGUUUUCUUUACCCUGAGUUAUUGUAACAUAUAAUAGACCAAAAUUUCGGAGAAAAAACGAAGAUCCAGAACUUUUAUCUAGACGUUAUUGUUGUGAGUACAUGUAAAAUGUCUCAAAAUAGGUGAUAAGCUGUCUUAGGACCCGAUCAAUCUCAUCAUUUCUACUAACUAAGCCUUCUCCAAGCCUCCCCUAUGCAUACAGCGACGAACCGAGGCGAUCCAUAGUAUCGUCGACCAAACUGUCGCUGACCCAAAAAGUCGUAGCGCCGUCACGAAAGCCGUAUUUUAGACUGCUCCAAAACAUGUUUGUCAUCGCUUCGUGAUCGGCUUCCAACCGGAGAUGGAUAUUGCGCCCUUGAAAAAAGAAAUGGCCGAAUUCAAGGACAUUGUCUACUACAAUGUCUACGACACGUAUCGUCGCAACUUCAUAAAAUGGUUCACAAUGUACGCAUGGCAGCAGAGGUAUGCGAGCGACGUGCCGAUUUUGUUCAAGUUGGACUCGGACACGGCGAUUGACUUGAAACGGGCGUUCCAUUGGAUUCUGAGGAGAUUUGACACAGGCUUGAAUUUGGAUGAUGGAUGGAUCGUAUGCGAAAAAAUGGAGAAUCAACAGCCGGUCAGAAGUCCAAAAACUAGCGCGUGGUAAGUGGAACCGCACUGCAACCCAGGGAGUCUCCCGCCUCGUUUCGGCACUGGCACACCCAGUAUCGGUCAAAUGCACACGAAAUGUCACAGCAGAAUUUUUCGUGUGGUUUUUCGACGGAAAAAUCUUUUUCUCGAAAUUAUUUUAUUGCUUUUGCAGUUGUGACACUUCGUUUGGACGAAACUCAAAAGUGGGCGGGAGACAUUUUUUUGAUUUCGGUUUGCCGUGCGCCGUCUUCUUCUAUCAGUUUGUCGGGAAAAAAGCGGCCCCACACUUGCGGGCAGCCAUUUUGUGGGCAGCUAGAAGAACCACAGAGAUUCUGUGGGCAUGCUUGGAAAUCAGCUAACAUUUGCUUACAACAGGGAGUUCAAACGAUGGAUCUGGCAGUUAGAUGUUGCGAAUGAAAUUUCCAGGUGGCUUGAGGGUGCCCACUGUUUUCCCGACGGACUGAUAGCACUGAAGCAACGUAUGAUACGAUGCUUUCAGCCACUGCACCUGUCCCGCACUAUGGAUAUAAAUUCUGACCUUUCAGGUACGUUCCGGUCCGCGAAUACGCGUAUGACUUGUAUCCUCCGUAUUGCUACGGAUACGCCGUUAUAAUGAGCACUUUGGCGGUGAAUUUGUCGAUCGAUGCGAUGAAGGAGGUCAACAUGUUCCACAUGGACGAUGUGUUGUAUACGGGGGUUGUGGCGCCUCUUCGGGACAUACAAUUGUACGAUUUUAAAGGGAUCCGCACGCAGGUGAAUAUUUUUUUUUUUUUCUAGGUGCUAUCAGUCUGUCGGGAAAAUAAUGUGGAUUCGAUUUUUCAUGCGAUUUUCGCUGUGACAGGCUGCUUAUUAUUUUCCCGACAUACUGAUAGUACUUCGACAAGCUUGAAAAGAAUCGUAUUUUACGCAUAUACUCAGAUUUCCGGCCAUAUCCACGAAUCCGAGAAGAGAAAGAGCUUUUGCAAAAUUGGAUUGCCAUACCCCAUCGCCUUGCAUAACGCCAAAUCCCCCACGUCGAUGCAUUACUCCUACGAGUUGUUGAGGAAAAUGGACUGUAUCACAAACCCGAACGCCUAUCACAAACGACCAUAUACGUUUUAUGAGAAUUAA
Molecule: messenger RNA, 4427 nt
Organism: Bursaphelenchus xylophilus (pine wood nematode)
Lineage: Eukaryota; Metazoa; Nematoda; Chromadorea; Rhabditida; Aphelenchoididae
Source: the annotation of a GenBank genome assembly